Molecule: messenger RNA, 1621 nt
Organism: Marchantia polymorpha subsp. ruderalis
Lineage: Eukaryota; Viridiplantae; Streptophyta; Marchantiopsida; Marchantiales; Marchantiaceae
Source: the annotation of a GenBank genome assembly
GCAUUUGUUUUUUACCAGCGUAAUAAUGAUUGUAGCAAUAGUCCUGUUUAUUUUCAGACUGAGAAUGAACGUAUCACUGACUGCGGGGAAAAAAUCUUUGUACCAUUUUGGCCCUCGAGAACUCUGUGCAUUGUAAUCCUUGAUGGUGUGGAGAGACCUCAGAGUAUAAGCAACCGGACUGCAGGUGAAUUUGCGGCAGCAGGUUUUGGGGGUCUGAGUGUCUGAGCUCGUUGAUUUUGCUCCCAAGGAGCAAGGGAGAACAAGGAAGGUGUAAUUAUGCCGUCCACUCUCUCUUGUUCCCGUCUCUGGACAAUUAGCCAGCAGUGUACGAGGCCACCCCGUGUUUCUGCUCUGUCCUUCGGCCACGGGCAUGGAAUUCAAGAGCUGGGUUUGGGCAGGAAGAGAUCGAAUGUUUGCAUUCAGUACGAGAGGCAGAAGACGAAUUCAGCUCAAGUGUGUCGAAGUCAGGCGCCUGAGUCGUCUGGGGCCACUGCCUCGCCUGGCGACGAGGAUGAACCAGAAGUGAUUGGGCUCAACAAGGAAGCUCUCGAGGAAUUUGCUGAAUUGAAUCUCGGGGCGUGGUCUGGGCAAUUUCUGCAAUUCGAUGCGAGUGGAACGAUACUCCAGCGCAUACCCACUGUACUAAGGGCAAACACCUACGGCAAGGGAACAGAUGUUGCUCUCCUUCAAACUCUGAAUAUUAAACAACCAAGGGCGCAAACCAGAACCUUGGGAGAAUCGGAGGAGCCCAUGUGGGCUGAUUAUAAAUUAGACGAGACAAAUCUCUUCACUGUAGAACGGCGGCAGCAGAUCGGAUACUUUCCUGGUGAAAAAGCGUACUGUCUGAUUCAUCAAACUGCAGAAAUGUUGGAGAAAGUUUUGAGAGCGGGUGUUCUGGGGGAUGAUGAUGACGAGGAUGAGGAAUAUCCAUUAGGUAUAAAACUUCCAUCUCGCAGACCUGCUCUCGUUAGCGAGAGCUGCCUUUACUCUGAGGACGGACUUCGUCGAGUUCGAGCUUUUCACGUGCUGGAUCCACGAGGUCUGCUCGAUGUGAUCGCUUGUUUUGUGGAAAAAAAGGUGGACGGGACUUUUCUAGAGGAGAAUGAUCUCCUUCAGGAUGAUGUGACAGACAGAGUAGAGGCUUUGUUGGGAAGGUGGGAAGGGCACGCAGUUACGAGAAGAACCGGAAUGUAUGGAGCAACGAUUGCUGAAGGCGACGUAACUGUCUCUUACGAUAAAAUGGAAGAUGGAAGGGUCACACAGGAAUUUACUUCAACAAGCGGUAAAGGAUUGAAGAUUAAGUUGACAGGCACGUUAAAAGGGUCCGUGUUUGCAUUUGAUGGUGGGCUUCAAACAGUUUUGCUACCAGGAGGCAUCUCAAUCACAUCACCCAUUAGUGUAGGCCGAAGUGUAGGCAGAUCGCAAUCCUUCUACUUCGAGUUUUCCUGGAUGGAAUCCCCUGGAAAACGUCGUCGCUUACUUAGAACACAUGAUACUGACGGCUUAGUAGUGUCGACUACUUUGACUACCGAGAGGAAGGUAUGAUGUUUAGCAGCUCAUCCUAUAUCAUGUCCUUCACAUUCUUUCAUUAUAAAUUCGGUUUGAAUUUGGCAAGCACCUG